Molecule: messenger RNA, 1631 nt
Organism: Exserohilum turcica Et28A
Lineage: Eukaryota; Fungi; Ascomycota; Dothideomycetes; Pleosporales; Pleosporaceae
Exons: 3
Coding region: 1-1554 (517 amino acids)
Biological process (GO): amino acid transmembrane transport
Cellular component (GO): membrane
Molecular function (GO): L-amino acid transmembrane transporter activity
Source: RefSeq, a predicted model, not a curated record
AUGGACGACACGCACGGGACCCAUCGCCUUGGAGAGGAGCCGCCUAAGCCGGACGCCACUGAGUCUGAUCCGUUACUUGCACAGCAAGACGAGAGCCCUGCCACCCCACGAGCAGAGCAGCAAGUGCCAAAACAGCUCACUACUCGCCACGCAUUUGCCGUCCUCGUCACCCUUCAAAUAGGUUCGGGCAUUUUCGCGUCGCCGGCCCAGGUCGACAGCAACGUACCUUCGCCUGGUGCUGCCCUCCUCGUCUGGGUUCUUGGUGGGCUGUUAUCAUGGGCAGGAGCUGCAUCCUUUGCAGAAUUAGGGGCUGCACUGCCACUGAAUGGCGGAAUGCAGGAAUAUCUGCGACACGUCUAUGGCGAUACCGCCGCAUUCCUUAUGGCCUGGGUCUACAUUCUCGGCGUUAAGCCCUCGUCCAUGGCCAUCCAAAGCAUCGUCAUCGCCGAGUCUGUCGGCUCAGUUGUAACAGACUCGGGAAACUUGCCACCCGCCAGUAUACUCAAGCUUAUUGCUACCGUUGUAUUUUUGGCAAUGGUGUUGCUCAACUCAAUCAACACCAAAUUCACCCUGAGGUUGAGUGAAUCAUUUACCGUAUUCAAAUUAUCUACGGUCAGUUUGGUCGUUCUGGGUGGAGUGAUUGCUGUGAUUGCCCACAUGGUGAACCCGGCAUCUCAUCUCGCUGGAUCCAGCGACUGGUAUUCCAAGAACUGGUUCAGCUCAAGGCCGACCAUCUCUGACGGCCAAACUCUCGAUUGGGUAUCCAUGGGCACUUGGGAUCGCUAUGGACAUUAUUGCGCGGCUAUUUAUGGUGGACUAUGGGCUUACGAUGGGUGGGACAAUGCCAAUAUGGUGGCGAGCGAGAUUCGCGAUCCUGGACAUGCCCUUCCAAAAGCCAUCAAGGCUGCUAUGGUUGUAGUCCUCGCGUCUUUUGAACUGGUCAACAUUGCCUACUACAUCCUUGUGCCGUGGGACAAGGUGAGCAGCAACAACGCCGUCGCUGUUGCUGCUGGCACUGCUCUGUUCGGAAGACCUGCCGGCAUUGUCAUCACCAUUCUUGUCGCUGUUUCCUGCGCCGGCUCAAUCACCAGCAAUGUGUUUUCAGUGGGAAGAUUGACUAUUGCUGCGUCGCAGCGGCAUUACCUUCCGGCAUUCUUCAGUCAAAGGGGCAUGCCACUAAGGCAAAGAGCCGACCCUGAUGGCACCUGGUCUUCCAGGUUGGAUGCUCCAGUCUAUGCCAAUGUUCUGGCCCUGGUAGUCACUUUGAUCUACAUACUAACAGGCAGUUUCCGGGCGUUGCUGACAUUUGUUGGCAUGGCUGAGUGGGUCUUCUAUGUUAGUACCGUCGUAGGGCUGCUCAUCCUGCGUCGCCGAGAUCCGCAGCUUGAGCGGCCCUAUCGUCCCGCCAUAGUUCUGCCAAUCACUUUUGUCAUCGUCGGGACCUUGGUGAUUAUACGAUCUGCUAUGUUCGCUCCGGCGCAGAGUGGAGUAUUAGCGGGUCUACUGGUAGCCGGCGCCGUGGUCAGCAGGUUACGGAGCCGCCGGACCUCAUGAUGCUUCAUGAAUGGGGGUUAAACUCUCAUCUGCAGCACAGCCGCAAGCUCUUGCCACCACUUUUGAUGGUCUUGAGU